GUCGCGUUUCGUAGAAUGACGGAUGAGAGAGGAGGCGAUAAAACGAGCGCGCGAAGUGAUUCCGGAAUUUCGCUCUCUUUCGCCCAUUGAGGGAUCUACGGAUUAUGUGAGUGUCCUUGUCAAUGGUCGCCUUUGUUCGGUCAUAUCGAGAAACUGCGGGAAUUCUCACAGUGGACCAUGACCACUGCCAUGAAGGGGCUCGUGCGCAACGUGACGUCACGGCGCCUUCUCGCUAUCGUCUUUUCGUUGAUCCUGUGCAACCUGAACGUCGUCCAAGCAGCGCGCGGAUUUCGUCACAGCUUCAAACAGGUUCCAAGAGGAACGUACCAUCAUCGUUCAGUCCUCAACAAAAACUUGAAAAAUGGCGGUCUCUUUCCGUCUACGUUCAACGUCGCCGCGAAAGCGGACAUCUUCGUAAACGCGACAUGCGGCGAGGAGGGCCCGGAGACCUUUUGCAAGCCCUCGGAGUCGUCGAGGUGCGCCGUUUGCGAUUCUAGGAGUCCUGAUCCUGGCAAGAGGCACAACAUCAGCAACGUCCUCGAUCCGAAUCCUGGCAGAUGGUGGCAGAGCCCUACGUUGGCGAGAGGCGAUCACUACGAAUACGUGACGAUACUCCUGGAUCUGAAACAGAUCUAUCAAGUCGAGUACGUGAUAGUGAAGGCCGCGAAUUCGCCGAGACCCGCGGCCUGGAUCCUGGAAAAGUCCUUGGACGGCAAGAGCUUUCAACCGUGGCAGUAUUACGCACCGAGCGACGAAGAAUGUUGGACGAGAUAUUCGGCACCGCCUGUCGCGGGCAAGCCCGUGUACGACGACGAGGUCAUAUGCGCGAGUCAGUACUCCAGAGCAAUCCCCAUGGAAAAUGGCGAGAUCCACACGUACCUGGUGAGCGGUCGGCCCGGAGCUGUGAAUCACAGCACGGCUCUGCAGGAAUUCACUCAAGCAAGAUACGUGCGACUACGUUUUCAGGGCCUUCGACGUAGCGGCGAGGCAUUCGCCGACAAAAGACGUGCCUUUUACUCGAUAAAGGAAAUCAACAUCGGAGGACAGUGUCUUUGCUCGGGACACGCGUCUCGUUGUCUUUACAGCGUUCAUCACGGGCAUCAGGAAUGCCAAUGCGAGCGCCACACGUGCGGCGAAAGAUGCGAAAAAUGCUGCCCCAUGUACAAUCAGAUUCCUUGGAGGCCCGGCACAGCUGGCAAGGGCUUUCACUGCGAGAUGUGCAAUUGCAACGGCCACGCAACGUCCUGCAUAUACGACCAGGAAGUGGCCGACAGGAGAAUGUCCAUGGAUAUCCGUGGGAAAUAUCGAGGCGGUGGCGUGUGCGUCAAUUGCACGGAUCAUACGGCUGGUAUUAAUUGCGAAAAGUGUGAGAGCGGCUACUACAGGCCAAAUGGCGUUGCGCCUGAUGCACCAGAACCAUGCUUGCCCUGUGAUUGCAAUGUACAUGGUAGUACAGGCUACUGCACUCCUGACGAUUCCUACACGCGUAUGGGAAAGGUAGCAGGCGCCUGCGAGUGCAAGCCGGGAUAUUCGGGAUACAAGUGCAACCAGUGCGCAGCCGGUUAUCGACAAUUUCCCGACUGCAUGCCGUGUCCCUGCGAUCCCCGCGGAAUUUUGCCGUCUCACGAUUGCGAGGGCGACUGUUUGUGCAAGACGAACGUCGCCGGGGACUUUUGCGAUCGAUGCAAAUCGGGAUACUUCGCGCUCACGAAGGAUAACCUCGAUGGCUGCUUGCCCUGUUACUGCUUCGACGCGACAGAUCGCUGCACCACCGCAACAUUAUCGUAUAGCAUGAUCUCUACAUUAGAGAACUGGUUGGUGACCGACAUGAACGCGUCUCGGCCAAUCGUUCCCACCUUGGACACGGACAACGGAUGGUUAACCGUGGCGGCGUUCGAGGUCGAAUACGACAGCCCUUUCUGGCUGGCGCCAAUGAUCUACGCGGGAAAUCGCAUAUCCUCGUACGGUAGCAAUCUCACGUACUCGGUUACGUGGGUUGUCAUGCGAGGCGACACCAGCGGUAAACCCACCACGGAGCCCAGCGUAAUCCUAGUUGGUAACAAUGGGAUGCGCAUAGCGUAUGGCGAGGAACAGUACACUGGUCAAGAAGCUGAAAUCGUGGUGCCUCUACGAGAACACGGCUGGUAUCACGUGCGAAGCGAAGUGCAGGACAUUUCGACGAAACCGAGGUUGAGGAGAACCGAGUUUCGCGGCGAUCCUGUGACGAGGACGCAGGUGAUGCGCGUUCUCGCUGAUCUGAAGUACCUGAUGAUAAGAGCGCGAUAUCACUCGGAACAAAUUGAGGGAAGUCUCCAAUCUGCCAUAUUGAAGGUGGGCGAAUUAUCGCCGGAUGGCGAAACCGAUAGUUUAGUUGAAAUGUGCGAGUGUCCCGAAGGAUACACGGGAAUGUCCUGCGAGAGAUGCGCUUGGGGAUAUGUAAGCGUGCCGAUUAACGGUUCUAAUCAUCAGGAUCAUCAUAUAUGCGUGAAAUGCGAUUGCAAUAGCCAUGCGGGCUCUUGCGAUCUCAUGAUGGGUGAAUGUGGAAUAUGCGAGCAUCAUACAGUGGGUCCAAAAUGCGAUCGUUGCGCUAUAGGAUAUUACGGUAUUGCAACGAGAGGCACCAGCGAAGACUGUAAGAAAUGCGCUUGUCCACUUUCCAUCGAUUCCAACAAUUUCAGUCCCAGUUGUCAGCUUGACGAACCGACUGAUAUUAACAGUGGAUAUGUAUGCACGCAAUGUCCCGAAGGCUACACCGGAGAUCAUUGCGAAAGUUGUGAUGUAGGAUUCUACGGCAAUCCUAUGACGCCCGGUAGUACCUGCCAGCGGUGUCCUUGUAACGGUGGUGCCUGCGAUCAGGAAACGGGUCGUUGCUUAGAGUGCCGCGGCAAUACCGAAGGCUGGAAAUGUGACAGAUGCAAGGAGGCGCAUUUCGGGAAUCCUUUGGAACAGAAUUGCAUGCCGUGCAGCUGCUCUCCCUUCGGUAGCAAUUCGCUCCAAUGCGAGCAGACGACCGGUCAGUGUCCCUGCCGGCUUUUGUUCACCGGUCGUGACUGUUCCUCCUGCAUCGAAGGCUACGGGAACGUGACCGCAGGUUGCCGGGAAUGCGACUGCGACGUAGGUGCCACGAGCGACGGACUCUGCGAUCCCGUAAGCGGCUUGUGCAAGUGCGCGCCUGGCGUCGUCGGUUUCCGGUGCGAUCGCUGCGACGUGGACCACUACGACCUAUCGGCGAACGGUUGCAAGGGAUGUGGCUGCAAUAACUUGGGCUCCGUGAGCUCAGCCUGUGACAUCGUGUCCGGGCAAUGUCAGUGCAAACCGCAAGUUAUCGGUAGGCAGUGCGACGAAUGCAAGAUUGGUUAUUGGGGUCUGGCAACGGGGGCGGGUUGCACGACUUGCGGCUGCGAUUCCAUAGGAUCCUACAACACCUCCUGUCACAGCGAUACAGGACGAUGUUAUUGUAAGCCGGGUGUAAGUGGCUUGCAUUGUGACACUUGUCUCUCUGGGUAUUAUGGAUUUUCAUCGAACGGUUGUCAACUGUGCGAUCCGUGCGUGCGACCUGGUCACGUGUGCGACCCCGACACCGGUCGUUGCGUAUGUCCCCGGCUGACCUACGGCGAGCACUGCGACCGGUGCAGACCCGGCGCUUGGGAUCUGGUGCCACAAAUCGGCUGCAGACCCUGCGCCUGCACAUUGGGCGCCACGCGAUCCCAAUGCGAUCAUCAGGGUCAGUGUCCCUGCAGGAUCGGUUACGACGGGCUCAGGUGCGAAAGAUGCGCCAGAGGGUACUACGGUUAUCCGAGAUGCCGGCCUUGCGGCUGUAACGUCGCCGGGACGACGCAAUGCCAGGACGGUGUCUGCGAGUGCGAUGAUAAGGGACAGUGUCCCUGCAAGGAAUUGGUCGUUGGGCGACAGUGCAAUCAAUGUAGAGAAGGCACGUUCGGUCUUGCGGUGGACAACGCCAGAGGAUGCACCGAGUGCUUCUGCUUCGGAAGAAGCACACUGUGUCAACAGGCUGGACUCAGUUGGGGUCAACGCAGAUUAACACAUCCUCGAGUUCUCUACAUCAAUGAAACAGCCAGCGAUGUAACAAUAAUGACCUUUGGCUCCACGACCAUACUGCCAACGGUGAACGGUGGUUUGAAUGUGACGAAUGGCCUUUCUGUAAUUCCUGGAUCCGAGGGUGACGUUACGUUGCCGCCAAAUCUUUAUUAUAAUUAUCCUUUAUAUUGGAGAUUGCCGGAUUCUUUCCUAGGCGACAAGGUGGUCUCUUACGGAGGAUUCUUACGCUUUAAAACCUUAACGGAAGGUGGAAUACCUUUCAGAUCGAACCUUCGAUAUCCUAUUGUGCAAUUGCAAGGCAAUAAUAAGAUUGUCUUGGAAUAUUAUCUGCAUCUACCGGUGAACGAUAAUCGUUAUGAAGUCAGAUUCCACGAGUCGCUGUGGCAAUUACAAAACAGACCGGACUACAAAGUCUCCAGGGAGUUACUAAUGGUUGCAUUACAGAAUCUUCAGUAUAUCCUUGUGAAAGCCUCGGACAAUGGCGAAUUUACAAAAACCACACUCUUGGAGGCAUCCCUUGACGCCGCCGUCCUGACGCCCACGCACUCGCCACCGUUGGCGAUCGGAGUGGAAAUCUGCCAAUGCCCUUUGGAAUACAACGGCACAUCCUGCCAGGAUCCCAGCAUUGGCUUCUACAGGUGGUACAAGAACACCACUGCCACGUCCACCAUCGUGAUUGAUCUUGUCGGACAAGCCAGACGCUGCCAGUGUAAUGGGAGAUCCGAUGUGUGCGACAGAGAGACGGGAUAUUGCUUGAACUGCCAAGAAAAUACGGUUGGUGCACACUGCAAUGUUUGCGCUGACAGUUUCUACGGUCACCCGGAAUUUGGGGGCUGCAAGCCGUGUCCUUGCCCACAGGUCGACAAAAGAUUUUCAAGUACUUGCGUAAUUCGUGCAAACAAUGAACCCAUUUGUCACUGCAAGCCAGGUUACAUUGGUAGAAAAUGCGAACGUUGCGCCUACGGCUAUUACGGCUCUCCUGGUCUCCCGGAUGGCAAGUGCGUUCCGUGCGCUUGCAACUUGGCAGGAAGUUUGAGCGACACCUGCGACGGCGAGACAGGACAGUGCAAGUGCAAGUCCGGUUCUACGGGCAGGGAUUGUUCCCAGUGCACGGCAUAUCGUCACGUUUACAUAAAUGACGUUUGCACUUCGUGCAAUGACAAUUGCACAGGAAUUUUACUCGAUACCGUCGCAACGCUGUCCGACAAGUUGGCUGCAGGAACGAGUCACAUAGGAGACGGAUAUAUUCCACCUCCGUGGGAAGAAUUAACGUAUAUCGAUUCCAUCGUCACCGCACAUCUCAAAGAAUUGGAACUACAGACUCGUCUGCAGCAAAGAAUGAAGAAUGUACCUUGGCAAGAAUAUAAGAAACUUGCGGAAGAUGUUGAAGUUAUGUUAAGAAACAUGAGUAAGUGUGCAAACUAUGCCGAUACCUUGAAGAUCAAGAGUGGCGACUUGAAAAAUAAUAUUUUUACCGGAAAGAUCAUGCUUAAUAAUAUAAAAAAAGACAUAGAAGAUACGACUUUGGAACUCAAUCAAUACAGUAAUGACAACAGGAGAAUAGAAAUCAAGAAGGCCUUAAAAACGGGAAAGAUGAUCUUGAAUCAUCUGAAAUCUGUCAAUAUAGCCCAGAAAGUCGUGGUGGUGGAAAAUUUCCUUGAUGCCGUUACCAAAUACGUGGCAUGGUUAAACUCUCUUUACGACGUAACUGAGCCCUUAUCAGCCGCUCAGGACGAUGCUAAAGAUUACGAGAUAAAAUUGGAUGACAUGAGAACAGUCGUAGAAAACACCAUGGAAACGCUAUUUAGCUACGAUGGUUUGUACAAUCAUAUCAACAAGACAUUCAUUGAAACUAAGAAUCAGUGUACUCGUAUCGAAAUGUUACACGAUGGAACAAACGAAUCGAUAACCGACGGAAAGAAACUCAUUGAUGAGGCUCUCAGUUUGCUCGACGCGGGGAACAACAUUCAAGAUCAGUCGGACUGGCGAGAUAAACUGGCGAACUCAACGCAGGAACUCACUAUGAAGGAGGAACACCAAUACCAACUAAAUUACGAGUACGCCAAGAAAUAUGUGGCGCCGGCGGUGCAACACGCGAAAAAUCUGUCCAGUUACGUCGACCAGUACGUCAGCCUCUUUGCCGAGACGCGUGACAUUGCGGCGAGUCCUUUGAAAGCCAGCCAGGCCUACAAGAACAUUGUCGACGGUCUGCAAACGGCGAAAAUUACCGCGAUGGCAGCCAAGGAAAUUAUCGAAGAAGUGCAUGGAAAGGCUUUCCCCCCUUCGGGACAGAAAUCGCUACUGAACAAUGCCAAGGAAAUAUUAGACAAAUCUUCACAGCAGUGGAAAACAGCGAAAGAGCACGAUAAACUUAUCAAGAAUGCAAACACCGAAUUGGAGACUCAGAAGCAAGCUGUGCUCGUGCUGAAGAAUACAUUGAACAGCACUGGCAUAAACGACAAUGAGAUAAAUGUGAAAUUACGAGAGCUGCAGAGCAAUAGCAAAAAAUUGCAUGAGGAUCUAGUGAAUAUCUUGGAGAAGAACGACAAAGUAACGAAGUCUGCAAGUGAUACGCAACGAUUGAUCGACGAUUACAAACAUGGCAUCGCCGACAGACUGAAGCCGAAAUUACAGGAUUUAAAACGCGAAGGCGAUUCAAAGAUUAGCUUGGCUAGUGAAAAAUUGUCAGAGACAAUGAGCAAUAUUAAGACAGCCGAUGCUAAGCUGAUAAGCUUGUCCAAUGCUGUGAUGAAACGAAAAGCCGUCUUUGACAAGUGGAAUGAUACAUUAGCCACAAAAUUGCAGAAUCUCAAAGAUAAAAUUGCAGAGGCCCGAAACACCGCUGACGGGAUUCGCGUCUCUAUGAGAUCGGAGGAGGGUAAGGAAUGUAUCCGUUCGUACAGACCGACGAUGUUACAACCUUCAGCAACGACAUCGAUCGUGAUGACAUUCGCGCUUCCAACUGCGCGUAAAGAAGGUUCUCUGUUUUAUUUGCCCAGCGGAAUUAAUGAUGAUUUCGUUGCUUUAGAAAUAGUUGAUAGAAGAGUGCGAUUUUUGUGGAACGUCGGUGGUGGUACAGGUGUUUUGACGCAUCCUGAAGUUCUCGAAAGUGGCGAUUUGCAGAAUGACAGAUUUUGGUAUCGGAUCGAGGCUGAAAGAACUCGACACACAGGCAAGCUGAGCGUGCAUAGACAGACGUCGACAUCCGGAAAGUAUCUUCCCGUUAUUAAUUCGACCAACCCCGAGUACGGUCGUUUCGACGUUCUACCUGCAGAUCGAGUGUGGAUAGGAGGUAUUCCCAAAUCGCAGAGAAGGCCGACGAAAUUGAUGGCUACCAACGGACUUCCGGGCUGUAUUCAUCAGGUGAUCCUCGACGGAAGACAUAUCGGUCUCUGGAAUUUCGUUACGACCGCGCCAGAUAGGGCUUGCAAACCUUGCGUUGAAGGAGUGGAAGAUGCCAGAGAUGAUAUAGCUUACAGUUUCAACGGCGAGGGAUAUGCCGUGAGGAAAAGAGUCUCGUCUGGUCCGUACAAUAAAUAUAUGUUCGGAGUCUCAAUCAGUUUUCGGACAUAUGAUGAAAAUGCAUUGCUCUUUCUGGCCAUCAACAAAGAUAAUCAGCACAUCAUGAUCUUCCUGCGGGAAGGCAGGGUGAUCCUCCACGUCGGCUACGGUGGGAACGUCAGUAUGGAAAUGUCCUCGACAUACAAGUACAACACCGGCAAUUGGACGAAGGUGGACGCCUUUCGACAGUAUCAAGUUCGCAAGAACAUCGAGAAGUGCAGUCUGAGCAUCGGGGGCGAUAACGACAAGCGAAUCGGUGCACCCACGCCUCAACCCAAGAAGGAAGACAUUCCAGACUUGGCGCAAGCCAAGUAUUACAUCGGCGGGCUGCCGCCGAGCUUCCGCGCCGAAAAGCUGAUGUUGCCCUCGCAGGUGUCGUUCCUCGGAUGCAUGGCUAAUAUCGUAGUGCAGGAAGGCUACGAUCCAAUGGCCGAACAGUAUUACGGGGUGGAGCCCAGUUGUAAUAAUAAACCAUUGAGGAUUGUCGGAUUUUAUGGAGACGGAUAUCUCGAGCAUUCCGCAUUCACUUUGCGAAAAAUUUAUUCCGUGCUGAGUUUUUCCUUCAGAACCAUGCAAGAGGCAGCUAUGCUGCUUCUCUCCACGUUCGAGGGUCAUGAAGACAGAAUGAGUGACAACCUUAAAGAAGAAGCAAAAAGAGACAGCUAUUACUCUGUUUGCAUACUCAAUGGACAAGUGCAAGUUCGCGUGAAUGCCGGCAAAGGCGAGCUGGUUCUCCAAUCGAACAACACCUUCAACGAUGGAAGGUAUCACUCAGUCACCGUCAUUAAGAAGAGGAAAGAGAUAGAGUUGAGGAUCGAUGAUGCAUAUCAGACCGUAGGAAGAUUACCUACCAGUAUCGCGAUCAAAGCGCCCGAUUCUAACGGAGGACUCUUUUUUGGUGGACUACCAGCUCUCAUCAAUAACACCAAGAUGGUCGCUACGAAUACACCGCUUUACGGUGCUAUCAAGGAUGCAAUUUUCAAUGACGAAAUCCUUCGAUUCGACGAUGCCGUUAAUUUCGAUCACGCUUUAAUCGGUCGUCCGGGACCGAGUAUGGGAAAGGACACGCCGAGUUACGCACCCUCGGCAUCGUUGUCCCGAGGAAUGUCCACGCAACCGGAAGGAUGUCAGAAGGUGCCUUAUUAUUCGCUGGAACCGGGCGCUCUGAAAUUUGGCGACAAGCCGCACAGUCACACGCAACUCUAUCUCAAUUUUAAGAAAUUUUGGGAAAAGAAGUACACAAUAGAAUUUGACUUUAGAACGUACUAUCCCAAUGGGCUACUCUUCAUCACUCCGGGCCUGAGAUUGAAACAUUAUCUGAUGAUGGUCAUUCGAGACGGACAGCUGCUUCUGCUAAUAAAGGGCAAACCGAAAAAGGAGAUGCUGCUUAAAACGCCAUUCAACGAUGGCAAUUGGCAUCACGUCGUCAUCAGUCAUGAUGAGAGAAAACUUACUCUACUGGUAGAUACCCAAACACCACGUAUCAUUAAAGUACCGAGGAGAAUCGGUUUGGCAUCCAUGAUGUAUAUUGGUGGCCUUCCGGACGGUGGGACGCCCAUCCCAGAGAAAGUAGUUGUCAAACUGGAGACUCUAAAGGGUUGUAUUAGAGGCUUGAAAGUCAACGGAAACGUCUACGACAUGGUAGGCUCCACCAGCAGAGCCUUUAACGUCGGCCAGUGCUUCCCGAGCGUCGAGAGCGGAGCAUAUUUCCAGGACGAGGCGUACGCCGUUUAUCAGAAUAAUUUCGAGCUGGGCGCCGUGCUUGAACUCCAACUGGAAUUCAGAACGUCGGAACUGUCCGGAGUAUUGCUGUCGAUUAGCGCACCCGGUGGCUCGCCCUCUCUGUCGCUGGAGCUCAACAACGGUCGGGUGAUCAUGUCGGGCGAUCUGGGCGACCGCAAUCCAUUAUACGUAGAGCAACGAUUCGCAAGUCCUUACGCGAUCUGCGACAAUCGAUGGCAUAGAAUCCAGGCCGUGUACAAUGACGAGGAGCUGGCGCUCAAGGUGGACGAGCUGGAUCAGAAAUACGGUCUGCCCACAAACGUCAAUUAUCAUUUCAUGAGCUCUACCGCCUCCGGCCCGUUAUAUAUAGGCGGUAUACCAGCAUCCGCUCAGAAAGGCUCGUUGAUAACGCGGGACCACUUCAAUGGAUGCAUCAGGAAUGUGAUGAUAGGAGGGGAGAGACGAGACUGGACGGACAUGGCCGAGCUGCACAACAUUCAUCUGAGCUCUUGCCCGGUUCAAUGAUAGCGAAACGUGAAAACACAGAGACAAUUGCCUCGACGAUCAGCAUUUUUUUUUUUAUAUAUAAUUCCAAAGACUGCUCGAGGAGUUCGCGGUCGCACCGGGAUUAACGUGCCAUAUAUUCGCAGACGACGAUUUCUUUAAGACGUAAGACUUUAAUAAAGCCAAAAGAUGCUAAAUCGUUUCGUUAGGCUAAAGAUUGUAACUUAAAGGAAAAAAAAGAAGAGAGAGAAAGAAACCGUACGCGUCGGUCUCGCCACAGAUGUAAAUGAUGGCACGUACGAGCAAUUUUGUCGUAUGUACGCGUGCGAAACGCGUAGGUAUUUACGCGCAAAUAGCGAGAAAAAAGCCACUGCCAUAUAGUUUAAUUACUCGUCGCAAAACAAUUUGUGUACAUCAGUAUUUAAAAGCCAUUAUUUAUUAUUGUUAACGUAGAUCCAAUCUCGUGAUCGUCGCGUCGACGAUAGAGUAAAACGCGAAUUAUACGUUUUAUACUUUUAUAGCAAAUAGAUUCUUCGUAUGGAGCUCGAUAUGUACAUUGUGGGAAAUCGAUCUUAGAUCUAAAGAUUUCGAAGAAAAAAAAAAAACGUACAAGUGCCCUGUAAAAAUAAGAGAAGUGUCCUUUAAUCAUGCACACAGAGUGAGAGAUAUGUUCGAAGAACAUGAUGAAUAUUUUUAAUAUUUAAUAUUCUCUCUCUCGAUACACCCACACAUUCUCACGUUGAACUGUAAUAUAUUAUACAUAUGCAAAAAUGAAAUUAACAAAUGGCGCAUCCGUUAUUAUGUAUAAAAUAUAUAUAUAUAUAUAUAUAUAUAUACGCACACACACAAGAGAACUACGGCUGUCAUCUGUACUUUGUUCUAAAAUCUCUACAGACUUUUCGAAAGUCAUAAACAUUAUAAAAAAACUUGGUACAAUUUCAUCUUUUUUUUCAAAACAAAGAUUAAACACCAAAAGUUAAAGAAUUAUGAUUUAAAAAGAGAGGAAGACAAAAGAUAAAAUCUUAUGAUUUUUAGCUAUUCAUUUUGUUUAAAUAGGAAUUUGAAUAAAAUUGCACUCUUACAGAUAUGUAUUAAAACUUUUCGCCAAAACAAAACAAAAAGUACAAACAUGCAAUUUAAGUUUGAAUUAAUGAUUAAGAUCAGCUUUGCCCUGCUUCGCAGAAGAAUAAAGAGUCUAUUACAUGACACAUGCACAUACACAUAAGUGGGUUAUUAAAUUUUAUUUAGAUGACAUUCGCUGCGAAGAGAUGCUAACAGUAAAUUAUGACCCAAAUCUUACAUGAUGUACUGAAUAAAUAUACAUAUCGUCGAGUAGGUAGGUAUACGUUUCGUUUUUUUAUAUGUAUAUAAAAACAUAAUAUAUUUACAGACACGCGCGUGCGGCGCGGAUAUAGGAGAACUGAUUCGCCUUGACGUGUUGAAAUUUCUUGCGACAAUAAAAAUCGGCAAUUAUAUAUAUAUUUACGUAACGAUAUAAUUGUUUAUUAUUAUUAUUAGUAAGCGCGAUUAAAUCACGGCGUACAAAUUUCCGUCGCGCCGCAAUUUUUGCAAUUGUGUCUCUCUCUCUCUCUGCCUUCCUUCGUCCCCUUUUUCGUCUUCGUUCAAUUAUCCCAUCUGUCUCUAGCGCCACGUUUUUUUUUCCAUCAGCUCACUAAUAAUAUCUAUUUUUCGAAAAAUAAUAUUAAGCAUAAAAGAGCGAUCAUUGAGAAAUCUCUCGUAACGUCGUAACUUUGUAUGUAAUCAAUCCCAUCUCCAUAAGCCAUUAUUUUCAUUGGCUCUUAAAGAUUAGUGACUAUAUAUAUAUAUAUAUUUGUUUAUCGCAAUCAUAUCUAUCUCUUUCUCUCUCUCCUCAAACAUCAUCACCACAUGGACUUACCGCAAUUUACACUCCAUUUCAAAAAGAUCUUAUUCUUUUUCUUCUUUUUUAUGGCGCGUACCUCACGUUCGAUAUUGUCAGGUCGGACUGUUUCUGAAUCUAAGAUUCUCUAUCUGAUAAUUCUCUUUCUCUCGCUUCAUAAUAUUCGGGUAGAUUUACAAUAGACAGGAAUAUAAGAGCAGUGAACUUCUUUCUCGGUUACUGUAAUCUCGACGGAGUUUAAUCUCAUAAAUCCCUCGUGUUACACGAUGAUUAAAAAGUGGGACGAAUAAAGCCAGAUUGACUGGCAUCCCAUACGAAUUGAAAAUACAUACUCUUCAACAUCGAAAUUCGA
This is a messenger RNA of Cataglyphis hispanica, 12077 nucleotides long. RefSeq names its product laminin subunit alpha-1 (gene wb). Gene Ontology annotation, biological process: axon guidance. The transcript has 43 exons. The record is from RefSeq and is a predicted model, not a curated record. NCBI's taxonomy places the organism in Eukaryota, Metazoa, Arthropoda, Insecta, Hymenoptera, Formicidae. Bases 178 to 9867 code for a protein of 3229 amino acids. Gene Ontology annotation, cellular component: basement membrane.